This is a messenger RNA of Arachis stenosperma, 1005 nucleotides long. RefSeq lists its product as uncharacterized. The record is from RefSeq and is a predicted model, not a curated record. The transcript is spliced from 2 exons. Gene Ontology annotation, molecular function: aldehyde-lyase activity. The coding region runs from base 1 to 1005 and encodes 334 amino acids. Gene Ontology annotation, cellular component: cytoplasm. Lineage: Eukaryota; Viridiplantae; Streptophyta; Magnoliopsida; Fabales; Fabaceae.
AUGGAAUUUGAAACCAACUACCACAUCAACGUCAACGGCAACGGUAACACUAAAAUAAACGGCAACGGUAAUACCAAGGACAGUGGCAUCGGCAACUGUAACAGCAACGAUAUCCACCACCGUCACACCAAUGGCCACCACCACAACAACGACCAUGCAGUAUACGAAGCCAACCAAGUCAUCGUCGCCACUGUCAAUCAACCGAAAUCCAUCAAAGCUCGCCUCCAAGCCGGCGAUUGCCUGUACGGCAUGUCGUUUCUUAGCUUCUGUCCGACCAUGGUGGAGAUAGCGGGAUGGUCUGGCUAUGACUUUGUGAUCCUCGACCUCGAGCACGGCUUCGGAGGCAUCUCCGAAGGCCUGCGAUGCAUCCAUGCACUCACUGCGGCCAAUACUCCCGUCAUCGUUCGUGUGCCGGAGCUUUCGCACGUGUGGGUCAAGAAAGUCCUGGACCUUGGUCCCCAAGGCAUCAUCUUCCCUCUCGUCGAUGGCCCUCAAUCUGCCAAGAAGGCCGUCUCCUAUUGCAGGUACCCUCCAAAUGGAGUUCGUGGAGUGGCAACACCAAUUGUGAGAGCCUCAAGGUUUGGAAUCGACGAGAGCUACGCAAGGAAGUACGAGAAAGACUUGUUGAUCUUGUGUCAGGUUGAGACCGCAGAGGCCGUAGAAAACGUAGAAGGGAUUGCAGCCGUUGAUGGGGUUGAUGGCAUUAUGGUUGGACCGUUGGAUCUGAGUGCAAGUGUUGGGUGCAUGCACGAUCCCAGAAAUGAAAAGGUGAAAGAGAUGAUGAGGAAGAUUGAGAGCACGGUGUUAGGAAUGAAGAGGAAAGAGGGCGGUGGGCCCUACUUGGCUGGCUUCGCUAUGCCAUUUGACGGUCCGGAUCAGUUCAGGAGCCGCGGCUACAAAUUGAUUCGUGGGGUCACUGAUGUUGGCUUGUUCAAGAACGCAUGUGUUGGUGACGUCAGCAAGUUCAACAUGAACAAGAAGAAGGUUGUUAAUGGUGAGUACUAA